AUGGUUCCUGAUUCUGAGAACAAUGAUGGCAAAUCACGAGCCAAGUGUAAGAUGUGUGGAAUUAUUUAUAUGGCAGCAAGCAAAUAUGGAACCGGCAAUAUGAGGCGUCACAUUGAGACAUGCCCUAGGAGAAGUUCACGAGAUAUUGGUCAGAUGAUGUUAUCACAAACUAGUGGAAAUAUUUCGGUAAGCGCUCAUAAAUUUGACACAGAACAAUAUAGAGAAAUUUUGGUAUCUGCUAUUGUGAAGCAUGAAUUGCCUUUUCGAUUUGUUGAAUAUUCGGGGAAAAGAGUUUUGAACUUUUCAUUUAUGCCACCACCACAUAAUGGCAUAUCUUUGUCUGAAAAAAUUUAUAAUUUGCUAUGUGAAUGGGGAAUUCAACACAAGAUUUUUUCAUUGACUUUAGACAAUGCUUCUUCUAAUGAUGUUUCAGUAGAGUUGUUAAAAACUCAAUUGAACAUUAAGAAAGCUCUUCUUUGUGAUGGUGAGUUCUUUCAUCUUCGUUGUUGUGCCCAUAUUCUGAAUUUGGUAGUACAAGAUGGAUUAAAAGAGAUUGAUGUUGCUAUCCAAAAAGUUCGUGAAAGUAUCAAGUAUGUCAAAGGAUCACAAACAAGGAAAGUAAAAUUUAUGGAUUCAACAAAUCAAAUGUCUUUGGAUAGCAAGAAAGGGUUGAGACAGGAUGUCCCCACUAGAUGGAAUUCUACUUAUCUUAUGCUUGAGAGUGCUCUUUUCUAUCGCCGUGCCUUUACUUAUUUGGAGUUGACUGAUUCCAAUUUUAAGCAUUGUCCAUCAAUAUCUGAGUGGGAACGAGUACAGAAGAUUAACGAUUUAUUGAGAGUUUUUUAUAGAGACACCUGUAAUUUUUCUGGGAUUAAAUACCCUACAGCCAAUCUCUAUUUUCCAUCAGUGUUUUCGAUUUAUUUUACAUUAAAGAGGCACUCUGAGGGUGAAGAUGACUACAUGAAGAGAAUGUGUUGUAAAAUGCUUGCUAAGUUUGAGAAAUAUUGGUCCGAGUUCAAUGUGUUGUUGGCUAUAGCAGUUAUAUUGGAUCCUCGAUACAAGCUUCAUUUUGUUGAUUUUUCUUAUACAAAGCUUUAUGGAGAAUGUUCUAUAGAGUAUAUGAAUGUUCGGAGCAAAAUGUCAUCUCUUUUCAUGGAAUAUGGUUCUUCUAGUGCUCCUACAACGACAUGUUCUACCACAACUUCUGAAAGCACUGAAUUUGAUACAUUUAGACCUGAUGAACUUUCUGGCUAUAUGAGAAAAAGUCAAUUGGAUCUUUACUUGGAUGAACCUAGGGCAGAAAGAAAUGCAAAGAUUGAUAUUCUUUCCUUUUGGAAAGGAAAUGAAUUUCGUUAUCCUGAUCUUGCUCGUAUGGCUCGUGACAUUUUGAGUGUUCCAGUUUCUACAGUUGCAUCUGAAUCUACUUUUAGUGUUGGUGGGCGUAUCAUUGAUCAGUUUAGAAGUGCACUAAAAGCAGAUAUUGUUGAAGCAUUAGUUUGCACUAGAGAUUGGUUAUAUGGUGAAGAGCAAGAAAUACAAGAAGAAGUUAAAUUGGAUGAGUUAACUGAAGAUGUAAUGGAGUUGGAGAACAACAAGGGCAAGGGCUUGGAGGACGCCCCACCUCAUUCUUCAACUUCUAGAUUUGUUUAG
Juglans regia (Persian walnut) is the source of this 1650-nucleotide messenger RNA. Its product is annotated as zinc finger BED domain-containing protein RICESLEEPER 2-like. Bases 1 to 1650 code for a protein of 549 amino acids. The record is from RefSeq and is a predicted model, not a curated record. Gene Ontology annotation, molecular function: DNA binding; protein dimerization activity. The transcript is spliced from 4 exons. Lineage: Eukaryota; Viridiplantae; Streptophyta; Magnoliopsida; Fagales; Juglandaceae.